AUGAACCUACCCCCCGCUUCCCCCGAAGAAGUCCUCUCUCAAGCCUUCGAUCGUCUCUCUCACUCCCACUCCCCGACAUCCAUCCAGAUCGGUCUCGAUGCUAUCGAUGAAUACCUUGCAUUGGUUUGCAGCACACCCGUUCCGAUCUGCAGCCCCGUCGCUGCCAAAAUAUCAAUUGCAACAGCCUCUACUACACUCGACCUUCAAGAAAAACUCCCUUAUCCGACUAGUCCCUGGAUCAAGGAGUUUAGAAAAUUACAAGAUGGAUUCCAGUACAACAGUCUGUUGCACUUCCUAUUAGUUACCAGGGAGAUCGCCUUUUGUGUUAUCUGCGUGUGA
Orbilia oligospora ATCC 24927 is the source of this 339-nucleotide messenger RNA. RefSeq lists its product as uncharacterized. The record is from RefSeq and is a predicted model, not a curated record. The transcript has a single exon. NCBI's taxonomy places the organism in Eukaryota, Fungi, Ascomycota, Orbiliomycetes, Orbiliales, Orbiliaceae. Bases 1 to 339 code for a protein of 112 amino acids.